UCCGCCCAUGGGAGUACACUUCCUGUUUAUACGCCGAUUCACGCCAGAGUUUGUUGUUUACAAGACGGGACAUGUGGAAUAUGUAACCAUGAACAAGUCCAGCACAUCAAAUGGGUGUCAUUUUCUCGGGUUAAACAGAUACAGGCUUAUCCUAGUCUCUUAGCCUUUUCCCGCUUGUAUAGGGGCUAUUUUUGUUCUUUCCCUUUAUAACGUCGUCGAGCAUCUGAGGAAAAAAAAUUCCCGACUGGAAGUCCGACAAACGUUUGCUUAUUGCCGUCCCGCGUUCCAUACCACGAAACGAAAUUAAUACCAGCAGCACCGUACGGUUUCAAGAGGAAGUUUCUCCAAGAGCAACUCGUUUCCCACUCUAGACCAAAAAACAGGGCAUACGGAAAUUUUUGAGGGUUCUUUCUCCUUGUUGAUAUAAUCAUCUGGCUAUAGACACCUGGAGUCCAUUCUAAGUGUAUACCUACCGGAGAUUAUGCCACAUCAGAUGGACAGUACACAAGUUCUCACCUCACAUUCAACGUCGCUAUCGUUUCCUAUGAUGCCCAACGGGAACCCGCGCGGAGUGGUAUCACCAUCGUCUUCGCCAGAAACUGCAAGCUCUUCAUAUACUGGUGUCUCACAGGGGAGUAAUCAGGGGUUCAACGGUGAACGCCAUUCUUACUCUUGUAAGCGCUGUAGAAGGUUGAAGAAGAAGUGUUCCCGAACAAAGCCGGAGUGCCAUAACUGCGCAAAGGCUGGAGAAUCUUGUGAGUACGUUCCAAGGGCACCGAGAAGAAAGAAAUCCGAGAUCCUCAAGAGUUUAGCUGCCAAUGCUGAACACGAAGCUGCCACAGCAGCGGCAGCAGCAGCUAGAGCGCAAAGCCAGGCUCAAGUACAACAACAAACCGCCAUAGGUCUACCUGCACUUGUCACGAACGAUGAAAAACUACAAAGAAAUGGGAUCUACCGAUAUGAUCAAGGGUUUGAUUCCCAACGUCAACAACAACUACAGCAGCAAAAACAACAAUCACAACCGCCUUUGGGACAGAACUUGCCACAGCACUCGGCUCUGCCUUUUAUUGCCAGGGAAUCAACCCUUCCAUUACCACAACCAUUACCUGGUCAAUACGCCGAUAGCCAAUCUCAAAGACUAUUCAAGUUAGGGGCUAAGCCAUCUUUACCGCCAAUAAGAUCUUUAACAGGAUAUCAACCGGCGUUUUUCCAACAAGCGCCGACUCCACAUCCACCACAGCUCUCACAGGUACCACCACCACAACAGCAAAAACAACCACAGCCGCAACCACAGGCGCAACCGCAACAUCAACAAGAAAGUCAACAGUACCAACAGCAAGCGUUCCAGCAGCAUGCUCAGGCUCAAGUGACAUCUCAGGCUCCAUAUCGUUCACCUCCACAAGCAUCACAGCCUCAUGCCAGAUCGGAAAAGUCCAUUUCCCCAAUGACCCCUAAUGAGUUGCACCAAGCAUACCUAUCAAAGGUGAUCAACAUAGCAACUGAUUCACAAGCGCGCGAUUUUUCGCUUUCGCAGAGAUAUGCUAGUGUGAACUUGUCCGCCGAAGUGUUGGAUAAAUCUCUCAAGACAUUCUUUGAAGUGUUUGCAAGGAACUAUCCAUGUUUUGACAAUUCAAAGUUCAAACAACGUCACUCACCGUUGUCGGAGAAGUUUCACAAGGCAAUGUCGGAGGAUGAUUCAGAUGGGUUUGAAUUGAUAAUGGCUAUUUUGUUAGGUUAUACGUCGUUAACCUUGAACGGAGACAUUGCACCAGAUGUGGAGCUGUCUGAUACAAUUCGACUAAAGGUGCAAUCCACAAUUGAAAAUAUCAAACAGUUUGAAACUUUAGACAGUGUCUACAAGAUUUUGUUGUUUGGACUACUUGCUCUAUUGGAUAAGGAUCCUCAAGUUUCUUGGUAUUUAGAUGGUGUUUUAACCCGUCUUGCCCUCAGUUUGGGGUUGGAUAACAGUUUACAAGAGUCAUCUGGUGAAUCAGAAUGGAGAAAUAGAUUGUUUUGGAGUAUUUACACAUAUGAUCGAACAGUGGCCGGUGCAUUGGGAAGACCUUUUGCUCUUGAUGAUGAUAAUGUGGAUGUGGCUUUUCCAGAAGCCCAGAUUAGUGACGAUAAGGAGUCUGUCGAGUUAACCACGGCCUUGGUAAAGCUUAGGGCAAUUGAAGGACGCAUUAUCAAGCACGUUCAUUGUGUGAACGCUUGUAAGGUUUACAAGACAGAGGAGGAGAAAUUGAAUGUUAUAAAGACUUUAAGAAUGGAGAUUGAAAGCUGGUACAACACUACCAGCUUACUGGCUUAUAGUGAUAAAAAGCUCAUUUCCAAUCCUGCUGCCACAGCGUGGUACUACUCAGCUUAUUAUCAUCUUCUGCUUUUGCUCUACAAACCAUCGUUCCUCAUGAGCGACCUGAACAAAGAUACGCUUCAAUUAUUGGGCAAGACUGCUGGACAAUACAUCACCUAUCUGUACAACUUACACGCAGCAUUCCCCUUACCAAUGACGUGGCCAAUGAUAUCAAAGCUGGUUUCGCAUUGCUCCACGAUGGUUUAUUGCAUCUGUUCCUCUGCUGUGGACUUUUCAGAGAUCAAGAUGGAGUUGAAAUUGUGCACGGAAAUAUUGUCGCAUUAUACUACAGCCGCACCAAUAACAACUGAGUUGAUCAAUCUCUUCAACAGAAUCGCAACUGCUAUAUGUGAAUCGCAGACAAAUGUUGAUGAUCCAUUGAAAGAACCGGAGCAGUGCCGCACAUUUUUGAGUGGGAUUGGUAUAGAGUAUUUGGGUAUAGUUAAAAGGUUUAGUUCUGGUGCCAACUAUGACAAACCUCUUCUCAAUGCGAUUGAAUCUAUCGUUAAGAGUUGAGGUUGAGGUCAGAUCUGAACUGGUGAACAACGAACAUGGAAUAUAAAUAUGUAUAUGGGAUUAUUAUUAUGUGAGAAAUAGAGAUUUGUACGGUUUAU
Molecule: messenger RNA, 2967 nt
Organism: Williopsis jadinii
Lineage: Eukaryota; Fungi; Ascomycota; Saccharomycetes; Phaffomycetales; Wickerhamomycetaceae
Exons: 1
Coding region: 482-2869 (795 amino acids)
Biological process (GO): regulation of DNA-templated transcription; DNA-templated transcription
Molecular function (GO): DNA binding; zinc ion binding; DNA-binding transcription factor activity, RNA polymerase II-specific
Source: RefSeq, a predicted model, not a curated record